UUCUCUCCUCCGCGCCGCUCCUCUCCUCUCCUCUCCUCCCCCGUUUUACUCUCCUCCAUCCCCGGGCCCAGCAUGUUCAAGGUCGCCCGUAGCAGCAGGCACUUAGCCUCUGCCUUCCAGAGCCCUCUGCGCCAACAAGUGCGCAACCUCUCCAUCCACGAAUACCGCUCCGCCCAGCUGCUCGACUCGUAUGGCAUCGGCGUCCCCAAGGGCAGUGUGGCCCACAAUGCAAAGGAGGCAGAAGAAGUCGCAAAGACCAUCGGCGGCGAUGACAUGGUCAUCAAGGCGCAAGUGCUGGCAGGAGGUCGUGGAAAGGGCCACUUCACCAACGGCUUCAAGGGCGGAGUGCGCAUCGUCUACAGCCCGCGUGAAGCCUCGAUCCUCGCCGACCAGAUGAUCGGCCAGAAGCUCAUCACCAAGCAGACGGGUGAGAAGGGCAGGAUCUGCAACAGUGUCUACAUCGUCGAGCGCAAGUUUGCCCGUCGCGAGUUCUACCUGGCCAUCCUCAUGGACCGCGCCACCCAGGGUCCUGUAAUUGUCGCCUCCAGCCAGGGAGGCAUGGACAUCGAGACUGUUGCCAAAGAGAGCCCCGACGCCAUCAUCACCACACCCAUCGACAUUCACAAGGGCGUCACAGAUGAGAUUGCACGGGGCAUCGCCACCAAGCUGGGUUUCAGCGAGCAGUGCAUUGAGGACGCCAAGGACACCAUCCAGAAGCUCUACAAGGUCUUCCAAGAGAAGGACGCUACACAAAUUGAGAUCAAUCCUCUUUCCGAGACUUCAGACCACAAGGUCCUCUGCAUGGACGCUAAGCUCAACUUCGACGACAACGCCGAGUUCCGUCAAAAGGAGGUCUUCAGCUGGCGCGAUCCUUCCCAAGAAGAUGCCGAUGAGGUCAAGGCAGGCGAGUCUGGUCUCAACUUUAUCAAGCUCGACGGUGACAUCGGCUGCCUUGUCAACGGUGCCGGUCUGGCCAUGGCCACUAUGGAUAUCAUUAAGCUGAACGGUGGCGCACCAGCAAACUUCUUGGAUGUCGGUGGUGGUGCUACUCCUGAAGCUAUCAGACAGGCUUUCGACCUCAUCACCUCGGACCCCAAGGUGACGGCCAUCUUUGUCAACAUUUUCGGCGGUAUUGUUCGUUGCGACGCCAUUGCUAAGGGCUUGAUUGGUGUGGUGGAGAGCAUGAACCUCCGAACGCCCGUCAUUGCAAGAUUGCAGGGCACCAACCACGAGGCAGCCGCCAAGCUGAUCAACGAAAGCGGCUUGAAGAUUUUCAGCAUUGAUGACCUACAGACCGCGGCAGAGAAGAGCGUGCAAUUCAGCAAGGUUGUAAAGAUGACGCGUGACAUUGACGUGGGUGUUGAGUUCACCCUGGGCAUAUAGAUGGGUUAUGGGUAGCAUAUGGCGCUGCUUUACGAUGAUUGUAUUCUGCUCUUUGCGCCGAGUCGCGGAUUGCGAGGCGUAUUGUACCUUUGUUCUAUAUCAUGCAUGACCGCGAUACUAGAUGAUCAGAAAAGACCAGCGACAGGUUCCGGAUUGAUAUCCACCAGCUUUGCAUGCUACUAAUGGCCCACAGAGGCGUCGAACGUAUCUUCAGCGAGUUCACAG
This is a messenger RNA of Sphaerulina musiva SO2202, 1608 nucleotides long. Its product is annotated as succinate-CoA ligase. NCBI's taxonomy places the organism in Eukaryota, Fungi, Ascomycota, Dothideomycetes, Mycosphaerellales, Mycosphaerellaceae. The record is from RefSeq and is a predicted model, not a curated record. The transcript is spliced from 3 exons. Gene Ontology annotation, biological process: succinyl-CoA metabolic process; tricarboxylic acid cycle. Gene Ontology annotation, cellular component: succinate-CoA ligase complex; mitochondrion. Gene Ontology annotation, molecular function: succinate-CoA ligase (ADP-forming) activity; ATP binding; metal ion binding. Bases 73 to 1383 code for a protein of 436 amino acids.